Messenger RNA from Brienomyrus brachyistius, 4101 nucleotides. It is a transcript of the gene cmtm4, whose product is annotated as CKLF-like MARVEL transmembrane domain containing 4. The coding region runs from base 757 to 1380 and encodes 207 amino acids. Lineage: Eukaryota; Metazoa; Chordata; Actinopteri; Osteoglossiformes; Mormyridae. Gene Ontology annotation, cellular component: membrane. The record is from RefSeq and is a predicted model, not a curated record. The transcript is spliced from 4 exons.
ACACCUGUGUAUCACGUCACAUCUAUGUUGGAAAGCAGACGUGUCUUCGCAGUCCGCUGCCGGGGUCGCGCUGAGGGGCUGCCGGACCUGAAGAGUUUCCUCUCGGCGGGCGAGAACCAGCGAUUCUACCGUAUCCGAAUCAACAAGGAACCGGGACUUCAAAACCAGGAUUGGUUGGGUUCAUCUGAGCAGUACGCCAUCCCUUUGCUUCCCUGGAACGCUUUGUAGCGCUGUUGGAUAACACUUUUUAUUCGUUUUUUUUGCUCCCGUAUUUGCACGUAAUUUUGCAGGGCGGAGACGAACGAUUGUAAGAAAAUCAUAGCCAUUUAUAUUCUAGGCUUGAACGGCAGAAGUGAGCGGCCAAGCUGAAACACAAAAUGCCGUGUAUGCGGAGGAUUUAAAAAACUUUUUUUAUAUACCGAAAGGAAAAGUAAUGGAUCUCAUCCUGCACAAUAUUCGGUGAGAAAGGGCUGUGCGUAGACUCAUCAACUGCAAGCUAGAAGUAAUGUUCCACUUUUUAAAACCCCACGUGCAUCCAGUUGUUUUUGUAAGAAGUACAAAAAAUUAUUUAUGCUGAAAGACAUUUACAGCACAGCGCCGACGUGGACCCUAACCUGAUCAGCUUGGCUGCAUUGUUUCGGGUCCGUUUGCCGUAACUUGAACGCUGGUUGAAAAUAUAAUACACGUAUAGAAUCCGGACUGUCUUGGUUAGUCUGUCGGCGUGUCGUCCUGGUAGCAUAGACGUCGCUGGAGAUCAUGAGGAAUACCGAUGAGGCGGAUGGGUUUGAUGGCGAGGCCUCAAACACUUCUAUGAUUUCGGGGGCGAGUAGCCCCUACCAGCCCACCACGGAGCCCGUGCGCCCACGGAAUGUCCUGGGAGGCAUCAGGUGUGACAACGAGUAUCUGCGGUCAAACUUCGGCGUUUUGAAAAUCAUUGAAGUGGUCCUCGCUCUCAUUUCCUUCAUCUGCAUAGAGACCAUCAUGAUGUGCCUACCUUGUGGGGGGGUCUACUUUUUCGAGUUUGUCAGCUGCAGUGCCUUUGUGGUCACUGGUGUCCUCCUCCUGCUCUUCAGCCUCAACCUGCACACCAAGGUGGCCCACAUCAACUGGAACCUCACGGAUCUACUCAACACUGGCAUCAGCACAUUCUCCUUCUUCCUGGCCUCCCUGGUUCUGGUCGCGCUGAAUCACAACAUCGGAGCGGAGAUCGCAGCAGGGAUAUUUGGCUUCCUGGCUACGGCGGUCUACGCCUUCAACACAGUCUUGGCGUUGAGGCGGCUGCGGCAAGGGGGGCGGCCGAGUGCGGGGCAGACGGGUGAUUACACACGGGCCCGCACCACGUCCCGCGGGGAGGUGGAGUCACGACCCGAGCUGCACUGAGCGUCCGAAUCGCAGCCAUGGAGCCGGCCGCACUGGGGAGACCCCCACGUCUGACCUGUUCUCCCCGGGCCCUCGAAGUUGGGGUUGAAACUUGACCCCAUUUUAGGGAUUCAUCUUCCAAGACCCACCUUGGCCUCUCCGCACCAGUAGCAGGUUGGCUCUGUGAAUCUUAAGUCAGUUUCACAUGGAUGAAGGGAUAUUUCUUCGUGAGACGGCUUAUCACUACGCGACGUCUUUAACCUACUCGAAUACAGAUCGUUUGCUUUACAGUGGAACCCAGCUAUUUGACGGCACUAAGCCUAAGGAUUAAAGACCAUUUUCUAAUCAUAAAUCCAAUCCAAGGGUUACAAAGUGCUUCUCCAGACAAAGUAGGUUUCAUCUGGGCUGCUGUUAUUUCUGGUCUGUAGUAAGUGUGCCUGAAGGAGCUCCUGUGCAGACCUUGGCUGAUGUUUAUCAGAGUUGUUUCUGGGUCCAUGAGCACAUUCCCAGUUAGCAUUCUCAUUUAUAGCAUUUUAAAAUGCUAACGUGAAAUUCGGUAAAGGACAAUCCACAGCUAACAUCAAAUGAAGUGAGUCUUUCUUAUGUAUGAAAUGCAAACAUGCGUCAUGAGUAACUGGGUCGAUACCAUGCAGGAUAAGAGGAAUGAAACUGGAUAAAUCGGCAGCCACGGCCUGAUUCUGUCUUUCAGGAGGCCGUGGUAGCGUGACCCUAUUUGCCUACAAGUGAAAAUGCUACUCGAGAUGUAUAAUUCGCAUUAUGGGUUUAACACAUCUACUGUUUAAGGGUCAAUCCUCUGAAGGAGUUCACUUACCAACACCUUUACAUUGUCUGUAUGCAGCAUAAAGAUACCUGUUAAACUGCAGAGGUCACUCUCACUAUAUACACACAUAACGUAACAUAUUUACAGUGCCCUGACAAAAAACGGAAAUGGGUGUUUUUGUAGCUAAUGUGGUUUUAACGAGACAUCGUUAUCUCUGGACCCCACAUCCUGAUAAAGCCUCCAGGGUAGCUUUUAGAGAAAUUGCAAUGUCUCUCAUCUCGAUCUCAUCUUUUUAGAAGUGUGUAGAACUAGCAAAGUGUUCCUCUGCCACGUGAAUCACAAUAGUAGGACACGAUUCCAGUCUUGGAUGCUGGUACGGGGCUGUGGGAAGAAUAUUUGGGAAAGGUUUCCAUGCCCACAUGCCAGAGGUAUUCUUACUGGAUUAAGGGACUUGGGAAGUAGGGAGAGGUUUCUGAUUGGUGGGUUUGGUGUCUCCUGUUGCUGUGCUUGGGCCUAGUUGCCAUGUAUGGAGAAUUGUGGGAAGUCAAGCAUCAGUAAAGGCCUUAUUCAUGGAGCGAUCCAGCGUCACAACUGGGGAAUGUGAUGAGCUGGUCCCGCCUGUCCUGUCUCUCAGCCUAAACCCCAGCCGACACAGACGUGGUUCUCCACGGCACACGAGGGCUAUGUUGUGUAACAAUCUGUUUUUAAAUGCUUACUGUGAAAUCAAGCUUGUAGAUAUGAGGUGGGGUGGGUGUCUGUGUUUUAUGAUGGUAAGGAAGGCUGUUAUGAGAGUGGGGAAGCAUGACCAACCGUGGUGUUUUAAGAUUGUUUCCGAAUGUUCCCCCUACAAUUCUAUUUAUACACGUACGUUAAUUAUUUGUGUGUGAUUUUAUAAAGCUGGAGGAUAUGUCUUUAUAUUGGCUGAAUGAUUUAACAAGUAGCUGAUCUAAACCACUUGUUUAUGUGCGUUUGAUGGCGCCCUGAUGGAAGAUGUGUGUCCAUUACAAAUCGGUGCCUUUGGUUAUGGAACCAGCACAGGUGAGACGCGACCAGCCCUAUUUAUAGCUUAACUUAUUGAUAUGGCGUGCAGUGUCUCUAAAACUGUGUGCUAAUUAGUUUGCGAGUAGACUUGGACUACACUCCUUUGAAUUAAAUCGCGUGCGGGAUGCAGUAUGUGCUGCAAAAGUUACCGCAGUGAGUCGAAACACUCGCAACGCUCAUUUUUACUAGGGUAUCUCUGAACUGCCGGUUGUAAUCUUUUAUUUUUGAAUCACGCCACUUCCACCUCCUCUAAAUGAACUGAUCCUGAUCUCCGUUAUUGCCACCAUUUAACGAAUAAGCAAAUAUUCCAGAUGGCACCGGUUGUCACCUUCGUUGUUGUGGCGACAGGGACAGUAGUUUAGAAACUGCUUGUAUGGAUGAUUUACUCUAGCAGUACAGUGAUGUCUCUUACUAACAGUUUGCAUUAAACUUUUUUUUUUCUUCAUUCAGUAAUUUUGCUUACACUACCCUCAGACCCACCCCUCAUUUGUCCUACAAUAUUUCAGGCUGAAUACAUGGCUGUACAAACAAUCUCUGCUGAAAUAUCACUGACGUGUACCACUAACUUUCAAGACAAAGUCUAACAAAAUGACUUAUCAAGGUGAAGUAUUAGCAGUGUAAUGUAAAAUUUAUUUAUGUAACUUUACAAACAUCACAGUACCUAAUUUCUCUUUUUUUUUACUUCCGGCCAUGCAUUGAUGUUUGACGUGCUGUUUAUUUAACGUGAUGUUUAUUCUACUAGCUCGCAAUAUCGCUUAACAUGUAUUCUGUCCAUUCUGCUUUAAUUUAUUUUAACGAGUGUCCUCUAUUAAAAUCAUUAAUUUUUUUAUAUGCAUUCCCAAUUGUAUUUGUAUAAUUCAGUGUAAAUUUAUCAGUGCUAAUAAGUAGGCUUACAACUGAAUAAAUUGUUCUGCUUCUUG